AUGAAACUCCCUAAGCCUGUGUUAGAUUGCCACAGAUGGCAUUCAACCCAUGAUAUGUUAGAAAGGCUGAUUUUACUAAAACCCAAUAUCGAAGAUUUUUUUACAGAGCAAUCUGAUUAUUUAUUGACUGAAGAUUGGAAAGAGAUAAUAACGAUUGUUGAAAUUUUAAAACCGCUAAAAAUCGCAACCAAACAAUUCCAAUCUGAACAGUUAACACUGACAGAUUUUUAUGCAGCACGGUUAAGAUGCUGCAUCGAACUGGAAAAAAAUCCAAACCAUUUUGCUCAAUUACUAUAUUCUUGUCUUAAGAACAGAGAAGAAAGGUUUAUAAAGAACGAAAUUCUCUUAACUGCCAUAUACCUGGACCCAAGAUACAAGGUAUUACUUAGUGAUGAUGAUAAGAUUUGUGCGAAAAGGCAUCUUGUCAAUUUAUGGAGACGAAUUAAAAGCUUAACAACGCCGAUUUUAUCUGAUGAUAUUAGUUCCGAUGAAGUUAUUGAACAAGAAGAUGAUUUAGAGAAAUUGCUACAACUUAAAGAAAGGCAGGAGAAAAUACUUAAAAGAGGGCCAACGAUUGCUGAGAAAAGUAUUGGAACAAUAAUUACUGGAUUUAGCGAUUAUAAAAGAUUAGAUAAGAAGGAAAAUAUUUUGCAUUUUUGGGAGUCUGCUAAGCUGGAACACCCUGAAUUAUAUAUUUUAUCUAAAAUCUUAUUUGCUGUUCCUGCAACCCAAGUUAGCGUUGAAAGAUCUUUUUCACAUUUGAAAUUCAUUCUUUCACCACAUAGAUCGAGGAUGAGUGAACAACUCUUGGAAGAUAUUAUGCUAAUACGUCUAAAUAAAAUUUUUAAAAUUGAUACAUGACUAUAUGCUUUGUAUUUUUAACUAUA
Molecule: messenger RNA, 887 nt
Organism: Gordionus sp. m RMFG-2023
Lineage: Eukaryota; Metazoa; Nematomorpha; Gordioida; Chordodea; Parachordodidae
Exons: 3
Coding region: 1-861 (286 amino acids)
Biological process (GO): regulation of transcription by RNA polymerase II
Cellular component (GO): nucleus
Molecular function (GO): protein dimerization activity
Source: RefSeq, a predicted model, not a curated record